Phanerochaete carnosa HHB-10118-sp is the source of this 1500-nucleotide messenger RNA. RefSeq lists its product as uncharacterized. The coding region runs from base 1 to 1191 and encodes 396 amino acids. Gene Ontology annotation, biological process: dehydro-D-arabinono-1,4-lactone biosynthetic process. The transcript is spliced from 5 exons. NCBI's taxonomy places the organism in Eukaryota, Fungi, Basidiomycota, Agaricomycetes, Polyporales, Phanerochaetaceae. Gene Ontology annotation, cellular component: cytosol. The record is from RefSeq and is a predicted model, not a curated record. Gene Ontology annotation, molecular function: D-arabinose 1-dehydrogenase [NAD(P)+] activity.
AUGGUUGCACCCUUGGACUCGCCUCAGCCCGUCUUCAAGGUCCCUUCUCUUGACGAUGUGCCGGAUAACGAGGAUGACGUGCCUUUACCUGGCAUUAGCUUCGUUCUGCAGAGCGACGCCGACACACUCAAGUUGCCUGAAAUUGUAUUCGGCGCAGCAACGUUCCAUACGGUGUACAACUCGACUGAUUACAUUUUGAGUGCCGCCCCGUUACGCACCGUCCGGCUGGCACUGAGGUAUGGCAUUAGGGCUUUCGAUACGUCUGCAUACUACGGACCUUCCGAGAUAAUCUUGGGAGCUACUCUGAAAGCCCUGGAGAUUGAGUUCCCCCGUCAGUCGUAUCAGCUGAUGACGAAGUGCGGCCGAUAUGGACUCACAUCAGAUCAAUUUGACUACAGCCCGCAGACCAUACGUAAAAGUGUUCAGCGCAGUUUGGCGAGGCUGCACACCACAUACCUUGAUACAGUCUAUCUGCACGACGUCGAAUUCGUCUGCUCAAACCCUCCAUCUGCCGGGACUCAUUCUGUCGCCUUGACCAAUGAAGCAGCGACGUACGGUCUGGCACCGGGAGAUGAGGGUAGAAUCCUCGGCGAAGGCGACCAGAAGGUCCUAGACGCAGUCGUCGAAUUGAGGAAAAUGAAACAAGAAGGGCUUAUCAACAACAUCGGCAUCACAGGCUAUCCACUUCCCGUCCUCCUCCGCCUCGCUAUUCUGGUUCUUCACAUAACGGGCGAACCCUUAGAUGUGCUCCUCAGCUACAGCCAUCUCAACCUGCAGAACGAUACAUUUGCUCUGUACGUCGCUGAACUACGCGAGCGAGCGAAGGUCAAGCAGCUCCUCACUGCGUCACCCCUUAACAUGGGACUUCUCACCCCGACACCUCCAUCCUGGCAUCCCGCACCUCCCGGCCUGCGCGAGGCUACCAGCAAGGCGCAUUCGAUCUCCGUGGCGAACGGCUGGGAACGCGGUCUACCAAACAUCGCCUUGUUAUUCGCGUACCGCAAAGCGAAAGAGCUAGAGCUGCCUACCGUGGUCGGUUUGAGCAAUCCACGGGAGGUGCACGAGACGAUGAAGGUGUGGCGAGAGCUAAAUUCAGAGACCGGCGACGUGGCCAAGAAGCGUAGGGCGGUAGAGGCGUUGGCGGUUGACCAGCUCUCAACCUUCCAGGGAUGGUCUUGGGCUUCUCCAUGACACAAGUGUUCACAAGGCCUAAGAGAUCAAACAUGAUAUAGCAAUGCAGGUGGUACAAUAUUAACAAUACAAAGCAAUCCGACGGCAAUGCCUGCAGCGACCCACUAAUUCCUUUGCGACAUCGCAAUUUUAUCUUGUCUUGAUGAUGCCGGCGUUGACCAGCUUCAUGAUGUUGGCACGCACGGCAGGGUUCUUCAUGUGAUCUUGGAGCGCAGCGGGGUUUUGCUGGGCUUGUUGGAGGAUGGACUGCAUGACAGGAUCGCCCAUAAUUUUCUGCGUUGUAGACCCGUCAGAUAUUGCGUCGGGAAG